Molecule: messenger RNA, 1503 nt
Organism: Penicillium atrosanguineum
Lineage: Eukaryota; Fungi; Ascomycota; Eurotiomycetes; Eurotiales; Aspergillaceae
Product: DUF1593 domain-containing protein
Exons: 2
Coding region: 1-1503 (500 amino acids)
Molecular function (GO): hydrolase activity, hydrolyzing N-glycosyl compounds
Source: RefSeq, a predicted model, not a curated record
AUGGCAAUUCUGAUCGGCUUUACGAUACUAUGGACGCUGGCUAUCCAGGUUGUCGCCAGUGUAUUUAAUAAGAGUAUGCUUGUACCAUUCCAUGACAAGCCUCGCGUGUUCAUUUUGUCGGAUAUCUCCAAUGAACCCGACGACCAGGAAUCAUUGACCCGUUACCUGCUCUAUUCCAAUCAGUUCCAGACCGAGGGCAUUGUCGCUGUCACUUCAACAUGGCUCACCGAUGAAGUUCACCCUGAGGCUAUGGUGAGUGUCAUCAAUGCCUAUGGCAAUGUCACCAGUAAUCUGAACCGUCAUGCCCCCCUGGGUUCGCCCUAUCCAUCAGGUGACCACGUCCGAAGCCUUGUGCGCAAAGGCGCCGCAACCUAUGGAAUGAAAGCCGUAGGGAAGGACAUCCCACUAAGCGAUGGAGGAAAACUGCUCCUCGAGCGCCUCCAAGACGAAACCGACGAGCCCCUAUGGGUCCUCGCCUGGGGUGGUACAAACGUACUCGCCCAAGUCCUAUACAAAAUCCAUGAGAACUACUUUUCAACCAAAGCCAAAGCCAUGCGCUCCAAGCUCCGCGUUUAUACCAUCUCUGACCAGGAUGACACUGGUGCCUGGAUUCGUCAACAGUACCCCGAUAUCUUCUAUAUCUCCUCGAUACACGGCUGGAACCAGUACGGCCUGGCUGCAUGGAUCGGUAUCUCUGGCGAAGACUAUUACGGCGAAGAUGCCGGCGGGCCCGACUUCUCUAAAGUGACGCAUAAGUGGUUGCACGACAAUAUCCAGAUCAGACCAUACGGCAAAGCUGCCUACCCAGACUAUGCGUAUAUUAUGGAGGGGGAUACGCCGACAUUCCUGUAUCUCAUUCAGAAUGGACUAGGCGUUCGCGAGCACCCAGAUUACGGCUCUUGGGGAGGCCGGUACUCGAAAGUGAACCCAUCCACGGUCUUAAACUUCAAUCACUACAGCGAUGCAGCGGACCGUGUUCUCGGGAAGAACAACCACACAUAUAUUUCCAACCGGGCGACAAUCUGGCGAUGGAGAAAUGCCUUCCAGAAUGACUUCGCAGCUCGUAUGCAGUGGUCUCUGCCAGCGAAUAUGAGUAAGCCGAACCACCACCCCGUGGUGUCAAUUAACGGCAGCACCGGGCCAGUCCCGUUGAAUCUCACCGUGGAAGCUGGUUCGACUGUUACCCUGGAUGCAUCUGCUACUUCAGACCCCGAUGGUGAUGCUCUGACUUUCAACUGGUUCCAGUACAAAGAAUCGGGCUCAACUGAUUGGAAUGUUGAGGCACAGGUUCCCCAGCUGAAUAUUAGCACUUCAAAUGGUGGUCGGCUUGCGCAGAUGCCGAUCCCAGCGGAGAAAGUGAGCUGCGAUGGCGAAGGGGCUAAUCCAUCUGGAUGCUGGUUGCUUCAUUUGAUCCUUGAGGUUACGGAUAAUGGGCACCAUCCGUUGACUAGUUAUCGUCGGGUGUUGUUGCAGACGACGAACACUACACAGACUUCAGCAUAA